UCGAUUUCCCCCCUUUUUCUUUUUCUUUAUCUUUUUUGCAGUGUCUGCUUUUAGUUUUAGGCAUUUGGUUGGUUCAGUGCUUAAUUCUUGUUCUUAAGAUCAUGUUAAACAAUAAACCUUAACAUUUUUGACUAAUCAAACAAUACCAUUCCUAUCAUUAACUUUCACCUGCAAUUUCAUGCUACUCUUUCUUGCCGUAUUUCUCCCUCCAAGAUUUCAUCUUUGUCUCUUUCUUUUCCGGGUUUUCCUCAAAAUAGGAAAAAUAUUUGUCCUUGGGUGAAAUACAUUUGAUCUUCUUCCCCCCACUCCCCCUCCAUUUUUUAUCUCUUACAAAUCCCAGAUUGUUUCUAUUUAUGAUUAGGCACCCAUCUUUGUGGAUGUCAAAAUCUACUGAACCUGAGAGAUGGAUCUGAACCUAAUACAUAUAAAUUCAAGAUCCGUAUUUUUUAACCCUUUUGGCCAUAUCUAGCAAACCCAAUUUUACGGUUCAAGCAAUUGUAUUGCUCCCAUGAAGAGGUCGUUUAGACCUUUGAUAAGCAUUUUAAUGCUUGUUGCAUUAGCUGCAACAUUAAGCUGUCGGAUUGCCAUCCGCGGGGGCAGCGGUGGUGGAUUUGCUGUUUCAGCUGAAUUGGAGACCACCAGGUCCAGCGUCCUAAUCCAACCCCCACCAAUCCAAAAUUUUAACUCAACUUUGCUCAAGUUUGCAGCGGUUGAUACAGGUGAAGCAAAAUCCAAGCUUGAAAUAGAGCAGCUGCUGGAAGGGAACUUUGCGAGUCAAGGAAGGUAUAGGACUUUUGCAACAUGGAGGAGGUUCAAUCAUCAUGAUGUCAAAGCUAGGAAUUCUAAUGGGAUGCCGGUAAUGCUCAGGUCCCCUAAAUUUUAUCGGUAUUGGUUAGAUUUUAGGAGGAACUUACAGAAUUGGGCUAGAAAAAGAAUGUUCCAACCUGAUAUUAUGAUGGAUUUAGUUACACUAGUAAAGGUUCCUAUUGAUAGCCACAAUGGUUUAAUGAGUUCGGAUAACAAGUAUAAAUCUUGUGCUGUUGUGGGGAAUAGUGGGAUUUUACUGAAUACUGAUCACGGAAAGUUCAUUGAUGGUCAUGAGGCCGUGAUUAGAUUGAACAAUGCUAGGACUGAGAGGUUCGAAAAGAAUGUGGGGUCAAAAACCAGCAUUUCUUUUGUAAAUAGCAAUAUACUGCAUCUUUGUGCUAGGAGGGAUGGAUGUUUUUGUCACCCUUAUGGAGGGAAUGUUCCUAUGGUUAUGUAUAUCUGCCAACCGGUUCAUUUCAUGGACUAUUUGGUAUGCAAUUCGUCUCACAAGGCACCUUUGUUGAUUACAGAUCCGCGUUUUGAUAUGUUGUGUUCUAGGAUUGUGAAGUACUAUUCAGCGAAACGGUUUGUGGAGGAUACAGGGAAGGCAUUGAGUGAAUGGGGGUCUACUCAUGAUGGUUCCAUGUUCCACUAUUCCUCUGGUAUGCAAGCUGUUAUGUUAGCCUUGGGAAUUUGUGACAAAGUUAGUAUAUUUGGCUUUGGCAAAUCGACUUUGGCGAAGCACCAUUAUCAUACUAACCAGAAGGCUGAGCUCCGGUUACAUGAUUAUGAGGCGGAAUAUGCAUUUUAUCAUGAUCUGGUGAAGAAUCCACGGGCAAUACCAUUCAUUUCGGACAAAUUCAGGUUCCCUCCUGUGGUAUUCUAUCAAUGAUUUUGGCUGAUUGGUUUCUUUUUUAAUUUUAUUUUGUCCUUGUUUUGUUGGUCAAGAUUAAAUCAGUGUGUUCGAUGGUGUAUCAGUAAUUCUGUAGUGGAUAGUCAAAAGAAAACACAUGCUGAAGAUCUGUGUUUCAUAUUCUGGACCUGCACUGUCGAAGAUGGUUUAGGGUAAUAGGAAAUGUAAAAUUGGAAACUAAGAAUAUGAAGUAAGAUAUGGAUUCUUCAUAUGCUUUUUGUUGAACUUUUGAGAUUCUGUUCUUUCUGGUGCAAUGUUUGGGGAUUCAAGAGUAAGUCCCUAUAAGGUAUUGUAAGCUUCUAGAAAUUCAAACUCAUUCAUCUAGCUUAUAGAUCAAUUAGCAUUUGUUUUGCUGUGUGUAUUCGGAUUUGGGUUUUGAAUUAGUGGGUUGGGUCCUCCUUAGACAAAUGGGUCCAACAAGGGGCUGGCUUAGACACCUUCAUUAAUUGUGUACAUACAUAUCAUAAAUAACGUGGUCAUACAUUAUUCUACUAAAAUUGGAAUAUGAUUGUUAUGCUUUGUGCUAA
This is a messenger RNA of Gossypium arboreum, 2247 nucleotides long. RefSeq names its product beta-1,6-galactosyltransferase GALT29A. The record is from RefSeq and is a predicted model, not a curated record. The transcript has a single exon. Bases 509 to 1699 code for a protein of 396 amino acids. Gene Ontology annotation, molecular function: sialyltransferase activity. Lineage: Eukaryota; Viridiplantae; Streptophyta; Magnoliopsida; Malvales; Malvaceae.